CAUUUACAUCAUCUCCUAAGUCAUCUUUUAAAACACGGUCAAUCACAUUUUGGCAGCUGUUCAUCGAUGAUAGUGAAAGCCAUCGCUGCUCAACGUUCAUCUCACCAGCUCACCACGAUCACCCACCCCGAGAUUGCCCUAAGGUCGGGCGAAAGUAUGCAACAUGCAUUCCACAGCUCGCGCCUUCCCGGGUGGCUGGCUGUUUGCUGUCCCUUUAUCACCGCGGCCAUAGCGUCAUCGCUGUUGAGCGCGUGUCAUCCGAACGCGAUCGAUACGUUGUGUGUGUGUGUGUUUACCAAUCGGUGCUGCAGAUGGUGGUUGCAGCUGAUGCAUCUUGACCGCUGCACAUCGAAAUAGAGCGCAACCAUCCAUAAGCUUUCCGCCCGCAAACGAUUGUAAUAGUUUGCGGGCAUGGCAGAGGGUUUUAAAAAGCGAUUCCCUGCCACCAACCGGCCACGGUCAGUAUUGUGACAGUGUUCAAGCUGCUAUCAGUGUGCUUUUCUUUCCCUUCGCGCUAACGAAUCAAACCAGAAAAUAAGCUCAAAAUGGAAAAGUCUGAGCUGGCAAAGACUGAGCUGAGCAAGGAUCAAAUGAAAAUCCUGAAGGAUGCCUUCGAUGCGUUCGACAUUGAGAAGAAGGGCAGCAUCUCGCUGGAGGUCAUCGGCACGAUUAUGGAGCUGCUCGGGUACGGCAUGUCGGAGGAGGAGCUGAAGGAGGUGAUGGAGGACUACGACGAGGACGAGUCGGGCCAGAUCGAGUUCGAGGAGUUUAUCGAGCUGGCCUCGAACUACGUCGAGCCGGAGGAGGACUACGAUGUGCUGCGGGCCGAACUGCGCGAGGUGUUCAUGAUGUACGACAAGGAUGGAACGGGCUUCAUUCCGGUGAACUCGUUCAAGGCGAUCCUCCGGGAGCUGGACGGUGCCGUGCCGGAGAACGAGCUGGACGAAAUUGUGGAUGAGAUUGAUGCGGAUAGCUCGGGAACGGUUGACUUUGAAGAAUUCAUGGAGGUUAUGACAGGACCAAGUGAAUAAGCGUGCAUCAACAUCACCAAACGCACUGGACCCGGUGGAAGCUGCGCUGAAAUACCACAGCAAAAGGGAGGUUACGUACUGGAGUUGAGACGCCUCGAGGAUUCCUUUUAUUAUUAUUUUUGCUCUACACUCCCUGAUUAUUAGUUACGGAAAAUGAUAGAUUUUCUUGCUGCGAAGAAUCGGGUGUGUUCUAUAAGGCGAUCUUUUUUCUUAUACUUCUUUCAACUAUCCUUUUUUGAAAGGAAAUCAUUCCGAAAAUUAAGUAAAAGAGUGAAAUAAAAUUUUGGAUAACAAACGCUUA
Molecule: messenger RNA, 1332 nt
Organism: Anopheles gambiae (African malaria mosquito)
Lineage: Eukaryota; Metazoa; Arthropoda; Insecta; Diptera; Culicidae
Product: troponin C, isoallergen Bla g 6.0101
Exons: 5
Coding region: 546-1031 (161 amino acids)
Molecular function (GO): enzyme regulator activity; calcium ion binding
Source: RefSeq, a predicted model, not a curated record